UUAUGUUGUUUGUUGAUGUGUCAAACUAAUAAGUUUGAACAUAUCUGGAAUAUAAUAUUAUAUUAAAUUUUUUUAAUAUAAAAAUGCCAGAAAAAGAUAUAUCGUUCGAAGAAAUGCAAGAAGAUAUUCGUGCGCAAUUAGAUAAGCUGAGAACCGAAGAGGUAGCAUUAAACGAAGAAAUGAAUAUAAUCAUGAAUCAAGCUCCUUUCGUUGAUGAGAAAAUAAGAAAUUUGAAAAAAUUACUUCCAUCACUGAAAAUUAUAAAGAAUGAAGCAAUGGAUUUAGUAGAAACAAUCAAAGAUAUAUCAGAGUCUUCUGAGAAAAUAAGUGGAAAAAUACGCUCCUUAGAUGAAGCUAGAAAUCGUGUAGAUGAAUGUCAAAAUAGAGUUUGCGAUCUUAUAGAUUUGGAAAUUUGUUCUCAAGGUGUUCAAGCAGCAAUUCUGGACUCAGAUUAUGAAAAAGGUGCAGCACAUGUGCAUAGAUUUUUAUCUAUGGAUCAAUCACUUCUUAAAAAAACUGCAACCGAUGUCGAAAAUGUUUCCAAUACUCUGAAAUCAGUUCGCACUCUUCAAGAUGCUACUAGUCAAUUAAGAGCUUUAGUUGAACACAAAUUCAAUGAAGCUGUGAGAAAUGAAGACUUGGUGUCAAUUGAAAGAUUUUUCAAAAUUUUUCCUCUACUAGGAAUGUAUGAAACUGGAAUUACUGAGUUUUGUACAUAUUUAAGGGGAAAAGUUUCAAUCACAGCAGAAAAGAACUUGAAAACUGCUAUAACAACACCAUUGUCUGAUAAAAGACAUCCUGUUAUUUUUGCUGAUACCUUAACAUUAUUAUUUGAAGGAUUAGCAAAGGUUAUUGAUGUUCAUCAACCUCUUCUUGAGACAUAUUAUGGGCCUGGUAGAUUAUACAACGCUGUAAAUAUUUUGCAAAAAGAAUGUGAUAUUCAGGUCAAAAGAAUUUUUAAUGAAUGGCUAAAAUACAGACAAAUAAAUAAAAAAAUGCAACUCAUAACGGAGACAAGCAAGAUGGGCCCCAAUUCAAGUUUUAGUAAAUUGGAACGAAUUGACCCUAAAGACUUAGAUAUACUGAUAGGCGAAAUCACACUUAUGCAUUAUAGAAGUGAACUUUAUAUAAGAUUUAUUCAGAGAAAAGUCUUGGCUGAUAUAGAUGUUGGAAUUCUUGAUUCUGAGAAAAGAGGGGAAGCAGUGAAUAUUUUCAAUCAAACUAUUAAAAACAGUGAUUUGUCACAAUUGAAACAUGAACUUCUUUCACAUUAUUUGAGGUUGGAGCAAUAUUUUAUGGAAGAAUCCAUAAAUAAAGCAGUGGCAAUGGAUUUCAUGGAUUCUUCCCAACAAACUUCAAGUAUGGUAGACGACACAUUUUUCAUCGUCAGGAAGUGCAUUAGGAGAUCUAUAUCUAGUGGUAAUUUGGAUGGAAUAUGUGUACUCAUAAACACCGCUUGUAGAGUCUUGGAAAAUGAUUUUUGCGAUGUUUUGAGGACAAAACUCAAACAAGGAUAUCCAUCAGGAUAUUUAGAUUUAACUCAGGCCUACAAUGUGUUGCAGACUAUUCAACAGGGUAGAUUACAAUCAGGGGACACGGAACAAUCUAGAAUAGCUUUUAUUGUAGCUCUCAAUAACGCUGAUAGCUGCAUAGAAUACGUGGAUGCAUUGUGCGAUGGUGUUCUGAAGGAAAUAGAACAAGCUUUACCUCCUAUGAAUUCCAACGAACAAGGUAAACUGGAAAGCUGUCUUUCAGGCUUAUCUUCAGUCACCUCUAAUUUGAAAGAUAUUCUGGAGUAUGGAGUACAGCAACUUCGUUCUAGCGUUUUAAAGCCAAGAGUUAAUCCAUGGGUAGAUGCUUUUCUGAAUAUAAAUCAUCAAUUCACAGAGGAAGAAUUGUCUCAAUACGAAGCUGGAGAAACGUUUGUGCAGACUCUGAUUAUGAAUUUAGAAUCCCUGUUGAGUUCAUUCAAGGAACAGUUAUCUUCGUCAAAUUUUGAUGCUUUUGUCAGUGCCCUUACUACCGAAGUUACACAGAGAUUGGAGAAGGUCAUAUUGAAAUCUACAUUCAAUAAUUUAGGCGGUUUGGUUUUGGAUAAAGAAGUUAGAUCGCUUGCUAGCUACAUAACAGCAGCUACGUCUUGGUCAGUUCGAGAUAAAUUCGCAAGAUUGACUCAGAUAGCAACUGUUCUCAACUUGGAACAGGUUUCUGAGAUUUCUGAAUAUUGGGGCAAUCACGAUGGAGCUCUAACUUGGAGACUUACACCUUCGGAAUUGAAAUCGUUCAUGCUUCUAAGGACUGACUUCAAGGCAGAUGAUAUAAAACGAUUAAAACUUUAAAAUGGCAUAACAUUAAGUUCUAAAGAAAUUAUUUUAGGAAAGAUAUGCUAAACAAGUUUGUAAAUUAAAAUAUUUAUUCCUUAAUAUUUACAAAAUCUUUAAACAUAAACUUGAACAUGUGAAAUAUGUGCAAGUUCCUUUGAUGAAUUUCAGCAGGACGGAGAUUUGUUUAAUGGUUCAACAAAAAAAAAAAAAAAAACACCAUUGUAGAGGUAACAAUUUUGUAAUUUUACUGUACAACAAAAUUGUAUUUUCACCUUUUUGUAUCACAGAACAAUGUCAUUAGCAAUUAAAACUUACCAAAUAUGAACUUUAGUAUUUAAAAAUAGUUUUUAUGACAUUAACCUAAAAGUGGCUGAUUCCAAAAAUAUACAAAACAAGUUACUACCU
Molecule: messenger RNA, 2729 nt
Organism: Harmonia axyridis
Lineage: Eukaryota; Metazoa; Arthropoda; Insecta; Coleoptera; Coccinellidae
Gene: Cog4
Product: conserved oligomeric Golgi complex subunit 4
Exons: 10
Coding region: 84-2339 (751 amino acids)
Source: RefSeq, a predicted model, not a curated record